CCGUGAGCGGCGGCAGCGGCCGGAGCGCGGUGAGGCGGCGGCGGAGCUCGGAGGAGGCCGCAGCGCAGGAUUUCCCAUUGCCGACCCCAUGGAGGCUGCAAGGAAGAGGAAGAUGCCCCGGGGCACUGAGGCAGAGCAGGAGCUGAACAUGGAGAGCAGGGAGGACAAAUGCCCGCGGCAGAACCUGGUGGAAGAGGCCGUUUUGAGCGGCUCCACGGUGCAGGAAGCCAACGGGGAGGAAAAGCCCCGGAGAUGCCGCACGAGGAGGGGCUGCAAACGCAGCUGGUGGGGAUCUGAGGGGGAAAGAGCCAGCCUGGGCCGGGAAGGCGGCUGGAGAUGGAGCCAGAGCUCGGAGCUGGUGCUCUGUGAGCAGCUCCAUGAUGGGGAGAAGCCCCACACAUGCGUGGAGUGUGGGAAGAGCUUCAGCCGGAGCUCCCACUUGAUCAUACACCAGAGGACCCACACUGGAGAGAAGCCGUACCAGUGUGGGGAGUGUGGGAAGAGCUUCAGCCAGAGCUCCAACCUGAUCAGGCACCAGAGGACCCACACUGGGGAGAGGCCCUACGAGUGUUCCAAGUGUGGGAAGAGGUUUACGAGUAGCUCCGAUCUCCUUCAGCACUAUCAGACUCACACAGAGGAGAGGCCCUUCCAAUGCCCCGACUGUGGGAAGAGAUUCAAGUACAACUCCACCCUCAUCACGCACCGGCGCAUCCACACGGGAGAGAGGCUCUACGAGUGUGAUAAAUGCAGGAAGGGGUUUCAGACCAGCUCCAUUCUCCUCCAGCACUAUCGAAUUCACACAGAGGAGAGGCCUUUCCGCUGUCCCGACUGCGGGAAGGGAUUCAAGUGCAACUCCACCCUCAUCACCCACCGGUGCAUCCACACUGGGGGGAGGCCCUACGAGUGUCCCCAGUGUGGGAAGAGCUUCUCCAGGAGCUCUGACUUGACCAAACACCAACAGAGGCACCACUAAGGGAAGCCCUGUGAGUGCCCCGAGUGUGGGCAGAGCUUCGUGCGCUGCUCCAGCUCCAUCCCCCACUGGAGGAGGCACUUUGGGCACAGCUCUGGUCACUCACAUUCCCUGUGAUCCAUGUUGGGAACACACCUGGCUGCUUCUCCUUUUGGUUUGGCCUUAAUUUUCCUCUGCUUCACCUUCAUCCUUUAAAAACACCCAAAACUGGGUUAAAUGAAGGAAAUUGGUCGAAUAUAUCUGAAGUUCCAUAAUUUCUCAGUUGUUUUAGAGGGAAUUUAGGAUUUGGGGAUGCAUUCUGUGUGGAGUGCUGCUGUUGCUAAGAGGCAGGAAUUUGAUCUUACCCUUCUUGUGUUGCUAAGAACUCCUCCCCUGACCCCAUCCCCAAUUCCACCCUUGGGAUACCCUGUAAAUAUUCCAUGGCCCUGCCUUUCACCUGCCUUUCGGGGUUAAGAAAUGGAUUCCCAAAGGAUCAGCCCUAUUCCCUCUGUAUUCCAAGAGGAUGAACCUCUUCCACUGGAUUCCCAGAGGAUACUGACUCUAUCACUCUUUUUUUUUUGUUUGUAGUACUGCAUUUGUAUGUUUAAUUCUUCCUAAUAAAGAACUGUUAUUUCUACUCCCAUAUCUUUGCCUGAGAGCUCCUUAAUUUCAAAAGUAUUUUAUAUUUUUGUACUAUAAUAAUAAUAGUAAUAGUAAUAGUAAUAAUAAUAAUAAUAAUCAAAUGGAGGGGGUUUACAUUUUCUAUUUCAGUGGAGACUCCUGAAAUAGGGAGACAACCCACAAGGUUGGGCCAUGUAAAAUAGUUCCUGAAAGAUGUAAAUUAGUUUAUGGAUAUGGAUGAGGGUCUAUGAAUAUGCAACAGACUGAUGUAAUUAAAACCAGAUUAAUUAAGAGGUGUCCCCGAAAAUAACUUGGGGGGUCUUGGUGGCCAUAACAACCUUUGCUCGAAGGUCCUUGUCUCCCAUUACAUCAGUCUGUUGCAUAUUCAUGGCCUUGUUGUAUAUCCAUAAACUACUUUACAUAUUCUGGCAUCAAAAGUGGAUUCAUCCUGGUUGAGGGUCCAACCCCCUCCCAGCUCAAUUUGGGGGGUCCCAUCCUCCUCCCAGCUCAGUUUUUGGAUCCCAUACCCUUUCCAGCUUAAUUUGGGGGUCCCAAUCCCCUUCCACCCCAAUUUGGGGGUCCCAUCCAUCUCCCACCUCAACUUUGGGGUCCCACACCCCUCUUUUUCCCACUCUCCCUCCCCUUUCCAAUCAUUCCCCCAAUCCCCUCCCCCGUGUUUGGUUUUAGGGGCUUCAGGGUCCUCCUGGGGUCUCCAGGCCCCUCCUGCUCCGUUUUGGGGUCCCGACCCCGUUGUGGAUUAAUUUUGGGUCUCAAAUCCAUCCCCAGGGUCACCUUCCCCCCCCCCAAAUUCCGCUCCUGGCAACUGAUGAGUCAUCAGCGAGACACGCUCUGAUUGGCUGGAAAUUACCCCGUGUGAUCUCUGAGUAUUUACCAAAGUGAGAGGCCUUGGUCUGUGGCUGGCAAGUGCGCUGAUUGGCUGAAAAUCACUCGGCGGGGCCAGUGUGUAGUAGAUAGGGUCAGGCGCUCGGAAAAUCUCGCGAUGUCACGGAAAGCAGCAGGGUUCCUCUCCCCCUAACACCUAGUGAUAAGGGAUCACCCAAGAAUGUAGUCCCCCCUAACACUAAUAACUUUCGACUCCUUACUAACCAAUUACAGUAAGGCAAGACCCCCUGACGUAGAGAAAAAACUUUCCCAGUAUAAAACCCGAUGAGAUGGGACAAUAAAGGUCUUCAACUGUCCACCA
Melospiza melodia melodia is the source of this 2774-nucleotide messenger RNA. Its product is annotated as zinc finger protein 572-like. The transcript is spliced from 3 exons. Gene Ontology annotation, biological process: regulation of transcription by RNA polymerase II. Gene Ontology annotation, cellular component: nucleus. The coding region runs from base 89 to 973 and encodes 294 amino acids. Gene Ontology annotation, molecular function: DNA-binding transcription factor activity, RNA polymerase II-specific. The record is from RefSeq and is a predicted model, not a curated record. NCBI's taxonomy places the organism in Eukaryota, Metazoa, Chordata, Aves, Passeriformes, Passerellidae.